AUGCGCUGGCGAGGGCGCAGAGAUAUUCAAACUGCCGUUGGUUCAGCAUACGAGGGUCUGAUCGAUCUUGCGUCUACAGUUUCGGAAACCGUCGCGGAGGGAGUCAAGGAUGCUACGGAACUAGCGCAAGAGAAGAUGAAGGCAAUGCAAACCCGCUCAAGUCUUGUUGAGAACGAUGGUGACAACCGUCCCGUGAAAUAUGAAGAGACGGAUCCCGUAAUUGACUCAGUGCUGGAAACGGUAGCCACAGACUCAGACCGUGUCGAUCAUGCACUAAGCAACGGUGGUUCGGGAAUGGAGAACAAGGAGAAUGGGAAACGACCUGACCAUGAGGUCGACGAAGACGGUUUUCGUCUUGCCUCGGGUGACCAUGAUAUACGACUUCAUCUCCCACCGCUUACAGCACCACGUGGAAAUCGAGCAGUGACGGUGCCUCAUUUGUCGCGGCCACUUUUCUUCGAACUUGUAACGGUACCCCAUCUCCAUGGCAAAUGCACUCUCACCGAUGAGCAAAGUGCAGUCGAGUACUUCACAAAUAUUAGAUCGGCUAAUUAUAUACUCCAUAGUGAAGAUGUGUCUCCCGUAGUGCUUGAUGGAUGGCUUACUGGAAAGAAGCAGUGGUUCCGUGAUGAGCAGAAAUGUCGUUUGAUUCCUACAAGGCAUCAUAGCGCUCUGCUAGCGUUCGUCACAGCCCAUGCCGCUGAAAUGGAAGAACAUGGCCUGGUGAUGAACUCAUCCCUUGAGCAUAAUUCCAUUUCCAUAAACACAGAAGAAGGACGGGAAGACUAUCAUAUGAUAAAGAUCGAGCUCUAA
Molecule: messenger RNA, 813 nt
Organism: Ostertagia ostertagi
Lineage: Eukaryota; Metazoa; Nematoda; Chromadorea; Rhabditida; Trichostrongylidae
Source: the annotation of a GenBank genome assembly